Molecule: messenger RNA, 1813 nt
Organism: Cyprinodon tularosa
Lineage: Eukaryota; Metazoa; Chordata; Actinopteri; Cyprinodontiformes; Cyprinodontidae
Product: sphingosine-1-phosphate phosphatase 1-like
Exons: 3
Coding region: 330-1634 (434 amino acids)
Biological process (GO): phospholipid dephosphorylation; sphingosine metabolic process
Cellular component (GO): endoplasmic reticulum membrane
Molecular function (GO): sphingosine-1-phosphate phosphatase activity
Source: RefSeq, a predicted model, not a curated record
UGGAGACUGAGCAACAGGAAGCGAUGGAAGAAGAAGACGCGCAGCAAAAAGACACCAACGAUUUGACGCAGUUAGUUUAUGAACGCGCGCAUCGGCUUGUUAACUAAUGGUUAACUGUAGCGGACUUUGGAUGCCGCUGUCUCCAGUAGGACCGCGUUUUAAAUGCAGAAUCCAAAACUUAGAGAGGUCUUCUGCUCCGGUCUGAGCUUCCAGCUCAAAGCCUUUCAGGGUUCUUAAAGGGGAAUGAAACACCGUUAUUAUCUUUUUCGAUUAUGAAUUGCAGCUAAAAACACCCGGCUUUGUGUAUCUCAUAACAAGUAUUUAUAGUCAUGGCAAGAGUCGCCGUGAAUAGGUUUAUAGAGAUUUGUAAAUAUCUCCAGGAGCCCAUCCUUGUCGCCAGGUUUCAACGUUUUUGCGGCGUUAAAGGGACAUUUCCGGAGAAGCGGACACAUCCGGACAGCGGGCAGCAGGACUCGGGGGGUCCGGGGCUUAGGAAGAGGGUCCAGCCGAGCUCGGAUGAAGGUGUGGGGAACGGAGAUGCCGCCGCAUCGCAGGUUAACGGGAAGCCGGAGGAGGACAGCGUCGGGCCUGAUGGUCCAGUAGAGGCAGACACAGUGAGAGCGAAGCCCCUCCGGAGAAACUCUCUGACCGGGGAUGUGGGUCAGGAGUUCCUGAUCCACAACAAGUUCCUCUUCUACCUGUUCACCUUCGGGACGGAGCUCGGCAACGAGAUGUUCUUCAUUGUGUUCUUCCCCUUCCUCUUCUGGAAUGUCGACGCGCUGGUCAGCAGGAGGCUCAUCGUGGUUUGGGCCUGGAACCUGUUCGUGGGACAGUCCACUAAAGACAUGAUCCGCUGGUCCAGACCAGCCUCCCCUCCUGUGGUGAAGGUGGAGGUCUUCUACAACUCCGAGUACAGCAUGCCCUCCACGCAUGCCAUGACGGGGACAGCCAUACCUUUCUGUAUCUUCAUGCUGACCUAUGGACGGUGGCAGUACCCUUUCCUUUUUGGCUUCUGCCUGGCCCUCAGCUGGAGUGUGCUGGUCUGCGUGAGCCGGGUCUACAUGGGCAUGCACUCUGUUCUGGAAGUAAUCAGCGGCUUCCUGUACAGCCUUCUGGUCCUCGCCUUCUUCCAGCCAACCUUAGAUAAGAUUGACACCUACUACAUGAUGGACCGCUAUGCUCCUCUCGUCAUCAUCGUGUCACACGUGAGCCUGGGACUCGUAGCUUUCUCUCUGGAUUCAUGGAGCACGUCUCGUGGCGACACCGCUCAGGCUCUUGGCACGGGGGCCGGAGCAGCUCUGGCUUCACAUGUGAACUAUCAGCUUGGGCUGCUGCAGGAUCCACCGCUGUCCUCUCUGCCUCUAACUCUACCACCAAUCACUUCAGGCCUGCUGUUGCGCUCGGUGCUGCGCUUCGUCAUUGGAAUCGCCGUCCUGCUCGCCACAAGAAUGGUCAUGAAAGCAGUGACUAUCCCGUUCUUGUGCCGACUUUUCGGACUGCCGUCGGAUGACGUGAGGCGGGCGAGACAACAGAUGAAAGUAGAGCUUCCUUACCGUUAUAUGGUCUACAGUGUCGUUGGGUUUAGUUGUGUCUGCUUUGUGCCUGUCCUCUUCUGGAUCUUACACCUUGACUGAAUAUUUACUGAAAACUGUUUGGCCUUUUUAAUAGAUUCAUACUGCCUGUUUUGACAGGUUGUUUCUGAGCAACAAGCAGAGUUGAAAGAUACAUCAGAUUAUAUUUGGGUCUCAAAAUCCAAUCAGACAACCACUAAAGUAAUUAAUUAUAGUAAGUAUUAUCGCAGCCAAAGAAUAUC